Molecule: messenger RNA, 1817 nt
Organism: Sorghum bicolor (sorghum)
Lineage: Eukaryota; Viridiplantae; Streptophyta; Magnoliopsida; Poales; Poaceae
Product: atherin
Exons: 2
Coding region: 254-1498 (414 amino acids)
Biological process (GO): protein folding
Cellular component (GO): plasmodesma
Molecular function (GO): protein-folding chaperone binding
Source: RefSeq, a predicted model, not a curated record
GCACGCACGCCGUGCCCGUUGCCGUUGCCGUUGCCGUUGGGCGGCGCUUGCUUGCCGGCCUGGACACACUGGAGACAGGCCGCAGCGGGCGGCACAUGGGCUCCGUUCCAAAGCGCAUCCCCUUUCCCCCCUGCCUCCCUCCACUCCCGAUGCGCUGAAUGUGAGUCAGUGACACCCGCCGCGCCGCCGCCCUCGCAGCUGCCGAUCCGGUCCCCGGUCCGCCGAGAAACCCUCGCCGGAUCACGCGCCAAUAAUGCCCCGUCACGCCCACCACGACCCGGCCCCGCCCGCCUGCUGCUCCUGCUGCUGCGGAUGCGCGGGCGCGGCGCCGUGCUACUACUACCCGCCGCCCGCGCCCGCGCCGGCCCCGCCCAGCUCCGCCGCGUCCGACCAACUCCUCCACGCCAUCGCCGCCCACCUCCUCCUCAGCUCCCCAGCGCCCGCUCAGCCGCAGCCACAGCCGCAACCCCAGCCGCCGCCGCCGCCGCCUCCCGUCGCGCAACACGCCACGAAUCCCUAUCCCUAUCCUUAUCCGCACCCCCAGCAGUACCAGUACCAGUAUCAGCAGCAGGAGGCCAAGCCCCAUGCCUACACCCAUCCACCGCCGCCGCCGCCGCAGCAGCUGCAGCCCAAUCCAUCCGGCGACCACAGCCACCUCCUGCUCCACUCGCUCCUGCGUCGGGUGGCCGCGAUCGAGUCCGCCCUGCCCCGCUGCUUCCCCGCCCCUCCUCCCGCGCGCCGACCGCCCCACCUGAACUCUCGCCCGCGCCGCGCGGCCCGCUUCCAGGAGGAGGAGCAAGAGGUGGAGGAGGAAGACGAGUCGGAACCGGAAUCACCGCCCUCGCUUACGCCGUCGCGGCCACGGCGGCGACCGGCGCGCACGGGGCCGCCGCCCUCCGCGGCGAGUGACCGCGCGGCGCGGACGAUCCAGGCCCACUUCCGCCGCUUCCUGGCGCGGCGCUCCCGGACGCUGCGCCAUCUCAAGGAGCUCGCUGUGCUCCGGUCCAAGGCCGCGGCGAUCCGGGGGUCGCUCUCCGGCCGCCACGGGGGCGCCGACCCCGCUGCCGUCUCCGAGGCGGCCAUGGGCCUCCUCCUCCGGCUCGACGCUAUCCAGGGAGGGGACCCGAUGAUCCGGGAGGGCAAGCGGGCGGUGAGUCGGGAGCUCACCCGGAUCUUGGAGUUCGUUGACAAGGUGCUGAUCAAAGAACACGAGCAGAUGGUGAUGGCCGACGAGUACCAUCACGGCUGCAAUGCUGCAUUGGGGGCACGUCGCCCGUCUGUGAGCAAGAAGGUGAGUUUCUCCGGUAAUGGUCAGGUUCACACGCUCAAUGAAAAGACAGAGAAUGGAAAUGAGGUUGGUGAGGGCUCUGAAGGCUCCAGCUCUGCUGAGUCUGAUGAGGUGAAGCCUAGCAAGAGAAGUGCCUAUGGUAAGCCUGGGCUUGCUGCACCAAUGCCCGUGCACAUGGAGUCGAGGCCGGUUGCUGGUGAAAGGAGAUAAUUUGUCAUCAGCAUCAUGUGAUGCCAUUUCAGGUUUUUAAUCUUGUGUUUGUCAUCUCGCUGCUACAUUUCCACUGAUGUUUCAUGAGGGACAAUUUUUUUCUCAAAUUGUAGAGUAUGUACAACUGUGGAUUCUAGAACUAGGGCAGUUGUAUGCUCAGAGGACCUCUCUGUUAAUUGCAUUUUGUUGCAGGAUUGUACUACUGUACUAGUACCAGUUUUAGAACUGAGAGUUGUAGCUUGGAUCAUUUGGUUCAACUGAAAUGUUUAGGAUCUUGGAUAAUAAUAUGUUUCUUGUUAGCCAUGCUCAUUAUGAUCGC